AUGAGACAAAAGAUUUUAGUUAUUUUGAUUGCUUUGAGUGUGUUUUACACCUCUAAUGCCAUCCCAACGCAUGCUAGUUCUCUGAUAGAGCCACUGCUUAUAGCAGAAGGUGACGAUUCAUCGUUUGUGGCGAUAGAUUCUGGUAUCUUGGGAUUUCCCACUCAUAGUAUUGAUGCCAACUCUAUUGACAUCAAAUCUAGAGGAGGAGCCCCUAAGUUUGGACUUAUGGGAUCAAGAAUUCAACUAUCAAGUCAGGAAAAAUUUAUAAAUUUCUUAUCUGAUAAUUUUUAUGAUUUCCGAUAUUAUCCUUCAAUCGAGACAUUGAACAUGCAUAAAAGGAUUGCUACUCGAAUCAUACAAGAAAAGAACAAAAAUCUUCAGUCUUUAGCUCAGUCAAUUCUGAAUUUUGGAGAUUUAUUUGAACGACGAAGUUUGGAUUGGGAAACCAACACAAAGAAGAAGUUUGUGAUUCCAUGUAUAAAUGAAGCACUUGAAGUUUUAGAAGAAUCUUCUUUGAAGCCAAGAGAGCGAUUGUGGAUUGUUGGAAUCCUGUUACGCAUCAAGACCUUUUUCUCAAAGGAGUCUCGAUUCUACUUGAAAGAUUUUCGUGAUGGCUAUCAUGUCAGUCGCGGAGAAGCUGAGAUUUCCCUUCUUACAGGGCAAGAAAAAGCAAUAGACGCUGAACUCGCACAUAUGUUUGACUCCCGCAAUGGCCAUCAAGACAUGAAUAUAUCGAAUCAAGUCCUGAGAGAACCAUUGGAAAGGAUCAAAAUCAUCAAUCAAUUUAAGAUGGACAUUCUUGAAAGCAAUCCCAGCUUCACUCCAACAAAAUUGAUAAAAGAAAUCCAUGAUGAUUUACUGCGACUUUCAGUACCAUUGAAAUUCAGUGAUUCAAAAAACCUGCUUGAAAAUAUAAAACUCUUGAUACUUGAUGAUCACUCUACUCAGUUUGAAAAAGAAUUUGCAGAUCAUAUCUUCUGUGAUCAUAUCUGGGUCUUUCAUGCACAAGAACAACAAUUAUGGAAGGCUACAAAACUUUCUGAAAAUCCCUUGUUUUGGAAGAAAGAAAUGUUCACUAGAGCCGUCUGGAAGUUGAGAAGUAUUUCUAGGCUAUCAGAAACACCAUCGAUCUUGAAGCCCUUUGAGAACUUUAAAACCUUAAAAGUAGAUGAUUUCCAAAACGCGUUAUCAGAGCUGAAUCGCGCUUCCGGGUAUGCUGGUGUCAGAAUUCUGUACGCUUUGUCAACUGCUGCAUGGCUAAGGCAAGACCUUUAUGAAAUAUUCAAAGAAUUUGUCUUGAGGUUAUCACCAGUCCCACUGAAUUUGGCCAAGAUAUUGAAAACUGUUUAUCCUGAUCUUAACCCAGAAGUGUACUCAAAGACAAACUUCUUUGAUCUGAUAUUCCACUUGGGAAACAGUAUUAUUGCAUCAUCAAGAAGGGUAAUACUUGAAAAUAUGCUACUAGAGAAAAAUAUUGUUCAGCCAGAACUACUUGAGAAAUACCAGGAUAUCAAGUGGACAACACCGCCAUCUGAUCAUUCUCAAUUCAAUAACCUACUCAGCACAUUGAUGGUAGUCUUCCAAGAGAAGAGGUUGACCAAAAGGCCUGAUGAUAAGCUUUUAUUGUUUGAAUACAUGAUUGGAGUGAAAUCUUAUGCAUCAAAUGGUUCUGAACAUAUGAAAAAUUUACUUCAAAAUGAAAUUAAAGAUAGAACAGUUGAAUGUGAAUUUUUCAAACAAGCAGAAAAAUCAACCUUGAUAAGUGGUAUCUCACCUGGAUGUGUUCAGAAGCAUAUCUUUUGGGCACAAGGUCUUGGUCAUUUGUUCAUUCCUCAUUUUGAUCAGUCUAUUUCAUCAAUGAAAUGUAUUAUACAAUGUAAUCAUUCUAGAGAAUGA
Molecule: messenger RNA, 1896 nt
Organism: Melampsora larici-populina 98AG31
Lineage: Eukaryota; Fungi; Basidiomycota; Pucciniomycetes; Pucciniales; Melampsoraceae
Exons: 5
Coding region: 1-1896 (631 amino acids)
Source: RefSeq, a predicted model, not a curated record